AUGUCGACCCAAGCAUUGAUCAUCGACACAGCAGUAAAAUGGGAAAGGGCGGGCUUGUUCUACGUCUGUCGGAGAUUUCUGCUGCAAAGCCUUUACACCGAUCUACGACAUAUUUCUGACCCAACUGACGUCUCUUCCCUCCCUACGCCAGCGACACCAGCGCACCCGCAUGGGGAGCACAUCCUAUCACGCAGCUCGUCGAUCGAGGAGAUCAGUCUCCUUCCUAUCCCUGUCUCCGCAGACGGGAGCGGAUGGACAUUGAGGCGUCCACAACAUUCUCACAGUCUCUCUGACGGAGAUGCCUUGCAUAAUGCAAGAGCCGCAGGUGCAGGAGGGAUGUUGGAGAAGGUGCUCGAGACUGCUGCCAGUCAACUCACGCACAGUAACGUCUCCAGGGGUGUGUUCGGGACUGUGUUCGCAGAGACGGGCACUUUAUUCGUACUAGUGUUGUUCCAGGCGAUGGACAUCCUUCAUGAACCGUGCGUCUCUUUAAUCUUCCUAUACUACAUGGUCAUAGCGUCAACCAGUGGGAGAGUGAUGAAUUUCCGGGGUUCUCUGCUCGCCUCAUCCGCUCUCACCUUACUCGCAUGCCCUAUCCUCGAACUGCACCUGCUCACAUUCGGUCGUUCCAAGCCCCAUCUGCGCCCUACACCCCUGCGACUACUCAGCGUCUUCAUCCCCUUCCUUGUCUACGUCUUCUUGCUCUUCCAGAUCCCGCUUCCCCCGAUCCCCACACCGACGCUAUUCGAUUCCUUCCUCGCACGACUAAUCCUCUUGGGUGUCAUCAUCCUCUCCACUCUCUCUGCGAUUGCUUCUCUCCACGCGGCACACGCGCUUCUACUCGCCCUGCGCUCCGCGCCUCCUCCCAAACCCACGGAUAUCACCAGCCUCGAACAUUCGCUCGCACGCCUGCGGAACGACUUAGCCGAGCGAACAAGGGAACAAGAGCGCCUUGCCGAGGCCAGAGGAGAAGUGGGCUUCUGGAGCCGCUUUUUGGGCAAAGGAGCAAGGGAGGACAGUGCCCUCCGCGGUGAGGUGAGCGCGAUGCGGGUUUUGGAGGAGAAGAUGGGCCGAGAGUUGGAGGCGCUCAGGCUGAGGAAGGAAAGGAUGGAGUAUUCCAGGACGCUCAAGGGGAGGAUAUGGAACUUUGCGACUGCGAUCUUCGGUGUUUACUGUGCGAUCCGCAUCAUUUCGGUCGUGUCAAACCUCAUCCUCCCUUUCAUCCUGCACCGCAAUUCGUCCGCCGGCACCCGGCCUGAAUGGAACGUCCCAGAUAUCAUCACCUAUGUCCUGGCUCUGGCCGUUGCCCAUCUCCCUUUUGUAGACAAGUCGAGUGUAGACAUCCAACUUUUGGGAAGGCAGAUCAGCUUGGUCCUGGUCGGGGUGGUGGUGGGUGGCAACGUAAGGUUGAUUUUCAGGAAUAUGGCCAAGGUACUAAAAGUCUCGAGCCGCAAUAUGCUGGCCUCGUUCCUUCUCCUGAUCCUCUCCCAAAUCAUGGGCAUGUACCUGUUGUCCACCCUCGUACAACUACGAUCAUCAGUACCAAGCUCCUCGGCCAACACAGCAGAGCCACUAUUUGCCCUUCUCCCCCGCUUUGAAGUAUUUGGCAAGAUAUUCGACCUGACUUUCUUCGGGACUUGCGUGUGCUGGGGAGUGUGGAGAGCUGGAGCGUGGUUGUGGAUCGAAGGUUGAGCGAAUUCCGCAGUUGGACAGUUCGAAGGGAUGAUAGAUCAGAUUAGGACAGUAUGCAUAUGGUCUCAUGAUACUAAUGGUAGAUAAACUGGAGGGGAGGAAGCGUCAUGAUGCAUUCGUUCUCAGAAAUCUUGUACUCUGAUCCAAGAAUCUUCGACGUGAAUUUCAACGACCAGCGAAACAAACUUCUUCAGGAUUUUCGAUUGCUCUGGAGUGAAUGGCGGGCUUACAACCAUCUUCUGCAGACGGGAGCCCAUUUCAUCACGUCCUUUUGCGAUACGGAGGAGCUCAUCAGCCCAGAUCUUCCUAAAAUAACCGCCUGAGGGAUAUCGCCUAGACGUCCAAUCGCCUGCGCGGAUUUCGGUUAGGCAUGGGAGCCUCAUGGAGCCAUCUGCGUUUGUACUGGUUAUCAGGUCUGCAACUGAGGAAAUGUCAUUAUGUACAGCGACAAAAUCAACUCGGGUAAUCGUGGCGUGCGUGCGAAGCAGCUCUAGCUGAGCGGCCUUUGUUGUGCCCGACACUGAUGGCCAUAGUUUGACCAGACGGAGUGCUGGGAAGGUGAAGCGAGAGCGAAAUUCCAGGUUUCCAAAGUCGAAAAUUUGAACAUUGGGCAAAGUAGCAACAAAGGGAUCGUCGUCCAUGUUUUUGCGAUCGUCGAGGUACAUGGAAGCCACCCGUAGGUCCCGGAGGUUGGGCACCUUUGCCAGGAAUCCCUGAAGCGUCUUGGCGCUCCCGCAAUAUACGCGAUCCAGUUCGAGGCGAGUGAUGGAGGCGAGAACCGUUUCGCUUAUUUGCUGUGGCAAGCCAACAUCUGAGAGCUCCAGGGUAUGAAGCAUUUGGAUAUGCUUAAGCUCGUCUCCUUGCCAACGACCCUCAUUCCACUUGUCUCUGUGCUAUGGUUGGCAAAGUUCC
This is a messenger RNA of Dacryopinax primogenitus, 2604 nucleotides long. RefSeq lists its product as uncharacterized. The transcript is spliced from 8 exons. The coding region runs from base 1 to 1692 and encodes 563 amino acids. NCBI's taxonomy places the organism in Eukaryota, Fungi, Basidiomycota, Dacrymycetes, Dacrymycetales, Dacrymycetaceae. The record is from RefSeq and is a predicted model, not a curated record. Gene Ontology annotation, cellular component: membrane.